Molecule: messenger RNA, 408 nt
Organism: Rodentolepis nana
Lineage: Eukaryota; Metazoa; Platyhelminthes; Cestoda; Cyclophyllidea; Hymenolepididae
Source: the annotation of a GenBank genome assembly
AUGCACGCUAGGAUAGGGGGGUGCGACCGGGAAUUUCUCAUUCUUGAAAGACUGUGUGAGGAGGCUGCACAGGCAGAGGCGGAGGCAGAGAAGAAUAGGAAUGUGGAAGCAGAGGAGAGGAAGAUGGAAGAUGAGAAUAUUGCGAGUAGAGAGGGUGAAGAUGAAAAUGAAGAUGAGGAUGCGGAUAGCGAGUGCUCCUCUAGCCUGAGAGAAUUCCUAAUUCUCGAAAGGCUCUGUGAGGUAGGUGGCCAGUUGAGCACGAUAGAGGAAGAAGAAGAAGAAGAAGAAGAAGAGGAGGAGGUGGAGGUGGAGGAGGACAGGAAUAUGAACACCCAGAUGACUGCCAUAGAGAAGAAGGUAGAGAUGUGGCUUCCGGAGACGGCGACCACAUACAAGGAGAGAAGUUAA